AUGUCGAAGUUUCAGGCUUCCGAACAAGAAGAUGUUUCGUUUGGACAGGACAUUCGAAGAGAUCAACAACUUUUCACGGAACGGGCCAGUCAAGUUAGUUUUUUUUGAGGUUACGGGGGGAGGAACAAAACUAACAGGUGAGAUUAGAGCUUCAUUGAAAACUAUUGGGUAAAGUUUUUAAUUCAUAAUUACUAUUGAUGUUAGAGGAAAGUUGUUUAUAAAUUACUAUGUGUUUGAUUAUAUGGAGCUCUGAAUUACACUUGAAGCUAUAGGAUCAGCUUCCAGAUUUUAUUGAAAAACAAACUAUGAAAUAUUUCAUAGGUAGAAAGAUUUUUUCAUAGUUUUAUGCACGCGAUUUUCAGUUUGUUUUGAAUUUAUUUUUUUUUCUUUUAUGAUCUAUGUCUCAUUAAACUUCACAAUUUGUAUUCCCAGGCGUAACUUUUUUAAAAGAACUCUUUUUUUCACGUCAGCUUAGCUGCGAAAAAUAGGGUUUUCUUCAAAAUUAAGAAUUUUUGAGGAUUUUCUGACUGUUUCGCCUAGGGGCACCGCCCAAAAAAAAAGAAAUGAAAUAAGAUCACGUUAUUUUUUUCUCCAAAGAAAAAAAAUUCCACGUGUUACAAAAAAAAUUGCCACGACUUAUUUGUGACGUGUAGAUCUUAUCUUGUUGCUAUAAAAGAAGGCUCUGAAAUCAGUCAAAUCAACCCAUAGUUCAAUCAACAACAAUGGCUCAAUCUGUCCCACCAGGAGAUAUCCAAACUCAACCAAAUGCCAAGAUCGUCUUCAAUGCUCCAUACGACGACAAACAUACCUACCACAUCAAGGUUAUCAACUCGUCUGCUCGUCGUAUUGGAUACGGUAUCAAGACAACCAACAUGAAGAGACUUGGAGUUGAUCCACCAUGUGGAGUUUUGGACCCAAAAGAAGCUGUCCUUUUGGCUGUUUCCUGUGAUGCUUUUGCUUACGGACAAGAAGACACCAACAAUGAUCGUAUCACUGUUGAAUGGACCAACACUCCAGAUGGUGCUGCCAAACAAUUCCGUCGUGAAUGGUUCCAAGGAGAUGGUAUGGUUCGUAGAAAGAACUUGCCAAUCGAGUACAAUCCAUAAGCACCUUUAAUAAAUCUUCAGAUCCAGAAUUUUGUUUUUUGUUGUUGUUGAUCUUUUCCGGUUUUCCCGUUGUCCGAGAGUUUUCUGACUUUUUUCCGGCGGUUCAUUUAACUUGGAACCCCAGUUGCAUGGAGGACUCACAACGAAUCUUUGAAAUCUGAAAAUAUUUCUCUGCGUCUCCCAGAAACCCUGUUCUGCCCCAAUAUGUUAUCUGAACUUUCUCCAACUUGGAUUUCUAGAUCGAAUGUUUUUCUUUGAAUUUCCAAGCAUGUUUUCGAUUCAUUUGAAAAUCUUCUCACCGAAUUUUUCAAAAAAAAAGUAUUCCAAAAUUUAUUUGUGAAUUUUUCCAGCUUUAUCGUUAUCAAUUUCUUCUUUGAAUCUUCUUUGAACACUUCCUUGUUGUCCAGUCUAGUUUGAUGUGUCAAAUUUCAAAGUCCAAAGCAUUUGCUCCUCUUCAACCCACAUUUUCCAGGGAAUGUCAAUAGUUUGCACAUUGAUUCAUUUGAUUCAAUCAACAUUUCGCCCUCCAAAAUGUUGUCAACAAAAUCUAAUCAUCGGUUUGCCGCAAGUUCAACCUUAUGAUAAUUUUCGUUAUGUUCGACUCGAAUCUCAAAAAUCUGAAAAUGAAAUUUGGCACAAAACACCGUAUCCGGUUUAUAAUGUGUGA
Molecule: messenger RNA, 1773 nt
Organism: Caenorhabditis angaria
Lineage: Eukaryota; Metazoa; Nematoda; Chromadorea; Rhabditida; Rhabditidae
Source: the annotation of a GenBank genome assembly